GCAGUCCCCUCAUACCACUUUAUAACACGACCAAAUAAAAGUCUUGAGAGUACACUUAGGUUCCGCUUAACAAACAUACAACCAGAAUAGAAACUUUAUUUCGAGAACCAAUCAGAAUAGUGGAUCGCGUACAUUCUAGAUUGUUCUCGAAUGUCAUUGGUCCGGUAUAUAAACCCGCGCGAACCGCGCCAAAUCAUUCAGUAUUUGAAAACACAAACAAGAGAAAGGAAGACGAGAAGCGGUUUUAAUACCGAGCAACUUUACUCAAAGCGAAAUAUCAACGAGUUUACUAUUUGAAGAGAUUAAGACGAAAUUAUUCACACUAAAAAAUGCCAGCUAUCGGAAUUGAUCUUGGUACUACCUACUCCUGCGUUGGAGUAUGGCAGCACGGGAAUGUGGAGAUCAUCGCCAACGACCAGGGCAACAGAACCACUCCAUCAUACGUCGCCUUCACGGACACCGAACGCCUGAUUGGCGAUGCCGCCAAGAACCAGGUCGCCCUGAACCCAACCAACACGGUGUUCGACGCCAAACGACUCAUCGGCCGCAAGUUUGACGACCCGAAGAUCCAGCAAGACAUGCAGCACUGGCCCUUCAGAGUAGUCAGCGACUGCGGAAAACCAAAGAUUCAGGUUGACUUCAAAGGAGAAAAGAAAACGUUCGCGCCGGAGGAGAUCAGCAGCAUGGUCCUCACAAAAAUGAAGGAAACAGCUGAGGCUUACCUCGGAAAUUCAAUCCGCGAUGCAGUCAUCACAGUGCCAGCUUACUUCAACGACUCUCAGCGACAGGCAACCAAAGACGCCGGCGCUAUCGCAGGUUUGAAUGUGCUGCGAAUCAUCAACGAACCCACCGCCGCCGCUCUCGCUUAUGGUCUAGACAAGGACCUUAAAGGCGAGCGUAACGUUCUUAUUUUCGACCUGGGUGGCGGUACCUUCGACGUGUCCAUUCUCACAAUUGACGAGGGCUCACUGUUCGAAGUAAGAGCAACUGCCGGCGACACGCACUUGGGAGGCGAGGACUUCGACAACAGGUUGGUCAACCAUCUCGCAGAAGAGUUCAAACGCAAGUACAAAAAGGACAUCAAGAACAAUGCGCGAGCGUUGCGUAGAUUGCGCACUGCUGCUGAACGCGCCAAGCGCACUCUCUCAUCGAGCACAGAAGCAAGCAUCGAGAUCGACGCGCUUCAUGAGGGCAUCGACUUCUACACACGGGUGUCUCGGGCAAGAUUUGAAGAGCUCAAUGCAGACUUGUUCCGUGGCACCCUUGAACCAGUCGAGAAGGCACUCAAGGAUGCAAAACUUGACAAAUCGUCCAUUCAUGACGUCGUGUUGGUCGGUGGAUCUACUCGCAUCCCCAAGAUCCAAAAUAUGCUUCAGAACUUCUUCUGCGGCAAGAAGCUGAACCUAUCCAUCAACCCUGAUGAGGCAGUGGCAUAUGGUGCUGCUGUCCAGGCAGCUAUACUGAGCGGGGAACAGCACUCGAAGAUCCAAGAUGUGCUGCUCGUCGACGUGGCGCCCCUGUCGCUUGGUAUCGAAACAGCCGGUGGCGUGAUGACAAAGAUUGUUGAACGAAACGCGAAGAUCCCCUGCAAGCAAUCACAGACGUUCACUACGUACUCUGACAACCAGCCAGCAGUCACCAUCCAGGUUUACGAGGGCGAGCGAGCCAUGACUAAGGACAACAACCUGCUCGGCCGCUUCGACCUCACCGGUAUCCCUCCGGCACCUCGUGGAGUUCCCAAGAUCGACGUCACCUUCGAUCUUGACGCGAACGGUAUCCUGAACGUAUCCGCUAAAGAGAACAGCACCGGACGCAGUAAGAACAUCGUCAUCAAGAAUGACAAAGGCCGCCUGUCUCAGGCAGAGAUAGACCGCAUGUUGUCGGAGGCCGAGCGAUACAAGGAAGAAGACGAGCGCCAGCGGGAGAGAGUGGCGUCACGGAACCAGUUUGAAUCGUACAUCUUCAGCGUGAAGCAAGCGCUAGACGACGCCGGAGACAAGCUGAGCGAGCAAGACAAACAGGAGGCACGGCGCGAGUGCGACGAGGCGCUCCGGUGGCUCGAUAACAACACGCUCGCCGAGAAGGAUGAGUACGAGCACCGGCUGAAGGAGCUGCAGCGAGUGUGCUCGCCCGUCAUGAGCAAGAUGCACGGCGCGGCCGCCGGACAGGCUCCGGGUGGAAGGCCGGGCAAUGCGGGACCCACCGUCGAGGAAGUAGACUAAACUUGGAACGAUCUCUCUCUAGUCCAAUUCAAUUGAUUACCAUGUAAUUGCAUUUGUAAAUAGUAGAUUGUAAGUUAAUUUAUUGUAAUUUAAAAACCAACUGAAGAUCAUGUGCUGAGAAACAAAAUAAAAAAAUAUUUUAAUAUACCUACCUAUUUUGUUUUUUCU
Messenger RNA from Trichoplusia ni (cabbage looper), 2390 nucleotides. Its product is annotated as heat shock protein 70 A1-like. Gene Ontology annotation, biological process: cellular response to unfolded protein; protein refolding. Gene Ontology annotation, molecular function: ATP-dependent protein folding chaperone; misfolded protein binding; ATP hydrolysis activity. Lineage: Eukaryota; Metazoa; Arthropoda; Insecta; Lepidoptera; Noctuidae. The transcript is spliced from 2 exons. The record is from RefSeq and is a predicted model, not a curated record. Gene Ontology annotation, cellular component: cytoplasm. The coding region runs from base 330 to 2222 and encodes 630 amino acids.